Messenger RNA from Strigops habroptila (Kakapo), 3555 nucleotides. It is a transcript of the gene FBXL20, whose product is annotated as F-box and leucine rich repeat protein 20. NCBI's taxonomy places the organism in Eukaryota, Metazoa, Chordata, Aves, Psittaciformes, Psittacidae. Gene Ontology annotation, biological process: SCF-dependent proteasomal ubiquitin-dependent protein catabolic process. The record is from RefSeq and is a predicted model, not a curated record. Bases 12 to 1424 code for a protein of 470 amino acids. Gene Ontology annotation, cellular component: SCF ubiquitin ligase complex. The transcript has 15 exons. Gene Ontology annotation, molecular function: protein binding.
GGCGCUGGCCAAUGAGCGGGCGCGUUGCUGGCAGGUGCGGAGUGUUUUUGUUUUGGGUUGAAGUUGGGGCCGGAGCGGGCGGAGGCCGCGGAGCCGCCGGGACCCCCCCCGCCAUGCGGAGGGACAUGAACGGCGUCACCAAGAGCCGCUUUGAGAUGUUCUCAAACAACGACGAAGCUGUGAUCAACAAGAAGCUUCCCAAAGAGCUGCUGCUUCGAAUUUUCUCCUUCCUGGAUGUGGUCACUCUGUGUCGUUGUGCUCAAGUUUCCAGGGCAUGGAAUGUUCUGGCCCUGGAUGGCAGCAACUGGCAGCGAAUUGACCUGUUUGAUUUCCAGAGGGAUAUUGAGGGCCGAGUGGUUGAGAACAUCUCUAAGAGAUGCGGGGGUUUCCUGCGGAAGCUCAGCCUGCGCGGCUGCCUGGGAGUGGGAGACAACGCAUUGAGAACAUUUGCACAGAACUGCAGAAACAUCGAAGUACUGAACCUAAACGGCUGCACCAAGAUCACCGAUGCGACGUGUACCAGCCUCAGCAAGUUCUGCUCUAAACUCAGGCACCUUGACUUGGCUUCCUGCACUUCCAUAACCAACCUGUCCCUGAAAGCACUCAGUGAGGGAUGCCCACUGCUGGAACAGCUGAAUAUCUCCUGGUGUGACCAAGUGACCAAGGAUGGCAUCCAGGCUCUGGUGAGAGGCUGCGGAGGACUCAAAGCCCUGUUCCUGAAAGGCUGCACACAGCUCGAGGACGAAGCUCUGAAAUACAUUGGUGCACAUUGUCCUGAACUGGUGACUUUAAACCUUCAAACGUGCUUACAAAUAACAGAUGAUGGUCUCAUUACAAUAUGCAGAGGAUGCCACAAGUUGCAAUCCUUGUGUGCUUCAGGCUGCUCUAACAUUACAGAUGCCAUCCUGAACGCCCUGGGACAGAACUGCCCAAGGCUUAGAAUAUUAGAAGUUGCAAGGUGUUCUCAACUAACAGAUGUGGGCUUUACCACUCUAGCUAGGAACUGCCAUGAGCUUGAAAAGAUGGACCUGGAAGAGUGUGUCCAGAUAACAGACAGUACACUAAUCCAGCUUUCCAUACACUGUCCACGGCUUCAGGUUCUGAGCUUGUCCCACUGUGAGCUGAUCACGGACGAUGGGAUCCGUCACUUGGGCAACGGCGCCUGCGCACACGACCGCUUGGAAGUGAUCGAGCUGGACAACUGCCCCUUGAUCACGGACGCCUCCCUGGAGCACCUGAAGAGCUGCCACAGCUUGGAGAGGAUAGAACUGUACGACUGUCAGCAGAUCACACGGGCAGGGAUCAAGAGACUCAGGACCCAUUUACCCAACAUUAAAGUCCAUGCCUACUUCGCUCCUGUGACUCCACCUCCCUCGGUGGGAGGCAGCAGACAACGCUUCUGCAGAUGCUGCAUCAUCCUAUGACACUGGACGUGCUCCUCCAGCAAACUGAGUAUUUAAAUACCCUUGUAGAAUCACGGGGGACACCAGGAUCUCCAAGGAAAGUGAUACCAGUGUCAUUUGCAAGGGACAGUGAGCAGGGCUGUGGCGCCAGGCCCCUGUAGCCACCCAUACACAUACAUAUACACCCCCCCGUGCUCCAGCGAGCCGGUGAACUCUGCGGUGUGGGAGCUGGAGCUCUCUUGGCUUUUUCUCUAGGUGGAUUGGUAUAAUUCCGAACCAUUCCUGCUGGGCAUGCUCAGAUGGAAUCACUGCGGUAAGGAGGGGAGGCUUGCUGUGAACCCACAACGCCUGUCGCUGCUGUGGAGGUUGGAAGAGUAACUGAAAUCCGUGGACAUGGGGAGAGGGGGAGAGGAAAGGAACAUGCUUUAAACCCUGCGUCUUGUUGUCCAGAGGGGAAACAAAGAAAACAAACCUGAAACCCCCAAGUUCUUGUGUCCAUUUUUCAGUGAGGGAAUGAACCAGCAGCUGGUGUGAGACAGGAUUGACUCGUGCUUCCCUGCGGAGCACCCUGAGCAUGCUCACGGCGAAGGUUCCUCUCUUUCUUCUGUGUUCUGUAGCGUCCAGCUCAGAGGCUUCCUUAGAUCAUUGUGAUAUAGCUUGAAAUCUGUCACGUCAGGCUCGGGAAGGGGGGUUUUACCCUCCCUACAUCCUGCUUGGGUUUUAUUUUCCAUGUUUCUAAGUCAGUCAGUUUUGGAGAUUUACCAAACAGAAAGUUUCAAUUCGGAGGAGUCCUUUCUACCAUUAGGAGCCUGAGCCUGUGGUGACCUGUGAGGAGGAUGUUUAGGUGAGCAGUGAGCUGCUCCGCAGGCUCCUGCGGGCUCCUCAGCCUGUUCUGAUCGGUGCUGGGGUGUCCAAAUCUGUUCUGCAUUUCAGGUCUUCUCCCAGUGACAAGAAUCUAACUCUUGAUAGAGGGGAACAAGUUAUAAUCUCUGUUGCGGUGACUGUAAUCCCCACCUUCCUCCUGCUUUCCCUCCAGCCCUUCACCCCCAAGGAAAAGCAAAGUAGCAUCUUUCUGCUUGUUGCCCUGCUCCAGAAACACCAACUGUGGGAGGAACAGCCCGAAAAGACACCUCGAGUUGUGUCACCCUCUUUGUGAGCGCUUGGGGGGGGGGGGUUUGCUGCUUGUGCCUCUUCCACAGGUAAGUGUGGUGGAUGGAACGAGGGUUCGCUCCGUGCCAGCCCUUCCCAGCUCCCAAGGGAUGCGUUUGCAGCAGGAUGAGCCCAGAUGCUCCCAGUGUGAAACGUGAAGAGCCAGGCAGGGGUUUAAUGGGUUUGAUGGGGCAGAGCUCAAACUCUAACAGGUUUGGGGGAGUUGUUGUGCUCCUCCUGCCGUGCCCACCCAGGCUGGAAGGGACACGUGUUUAUGGAUGUCUCUGACCGGGGGCUCUUCCACCAUCCUGCCCCCAGAAGUGGUGCUUCACCUUCAUCCCAUGGGGUGCUGCACGAGGAACGGCUGCUUCGAGGCUCCGUGUUUCACUGGGGGGGUUGCUUUGUGUCGCUUCCCACCCUCUUCCCACCACUGCAAGCGAUUCAGGCAGGCAGAAGGGUCACUUAUCCCCACCGAAGCAUCUCCAGCUUCCCCUUUCCCUCACGCCAUCAGCGCCCGCUUCCCGGCGGGAGCUCCGUUGGGAUGCUGGCCCUCCUUCCCCUGCUGAUGGCUUUUAAUCCCUUCUAUUUAUUCAGCUCCUUCGAGCCCUGCGGGUUCCCUCCCUCCGCCAGGAGCAUGUUCCUCAUCCUCCCUUUGCACAACUCCCUUCUCCCGUGUUUCCAGGGGGGCCGAAGCCGAGCAGCGCUUCCCAUGGGAGCGGGGCAGCAGCAGUCACUGCACAGCUCGUGUGGGGCAGGGCAGAGCCCACAGGGAUUUCCACGCCCGACCUGAUGGGUUUUCCUGGUGGCAGAGCCCAGGUUUCAAGGGGGUGAUUCCCAAAACUCCAAAGCAUUUUUCGUUGUCGUUUUCCGAACAGGGUGACAGCAUUAAGGUAGCUCCAAACCUACUUGACAGUGUCCUUUUAAGUCACUUAAUCCGUCUCCAAAUGGACUCUUCCUUUAUGUUUGUAUUUAUAAAUACCAAUAAACACCAUUUUCCAAGCUC